UUAUGAGAGUUCUACUAUUAUUUGGAUUCUGUGUACCAUGGCUUUCAUCGGGACAAGAAAUCACUCGGGAUUAUUCUCCACUUCUUGAUAAAAACACCUCAGCUGUCAACCCGGGUAUCUACCUUCGAAUCAUGCCAAACGGGUUAGCUUACUUGAGAGAAGUUGGAAUGAAAGUGAUCAAUGAGCAGAUUCUUAAAUUACAACUGCCAAAUAUUAGAGAACCGAUUGAAAAUGGAGAGGUUUCAAUUUACAAUCUUCAAAUGAGCAAGUACUGGGCUCCACAGGAAUAUGCAUUGGAUAUGUCUGAACCAAGUACAUUUGCGUGGAGCAUGAGCAAGAUGCAUUUGAGAGCUGCUGGAGACUUUCAAGCCACUUUGAAUAGUCCUCUUCUGUUGCCUACCGUACCAAUUACAGGGCAUUUUGAAGCUCUUUUAGGUCACAUUAGUUUGUAUAUUACUGUUAAUAUGGAACGAAAUGCAAAUGGAGCUCCUCAAGUAAGAUCUACUGGAUGCAGAAGUGCAAUUGGAUAUGUUGAUUUGAAUGUAAGAAACACUGGAGUUAUCACUGAUUUCUUUAUCAACGCGUUUAAAGCAUUCUUGAUUGGAAACUUCAAACCACAAGUUGAACAGAAGAUGUGUAAAAUGAUUGAAUCGAUUAUUGAUCGAGAUAUGAAUAUUUUACUAUCCAACAUGCCCCUAAAAAUUCGAAUCAAUGAGAACAACUUGGACAUCAUCGGAGAAACAUUUGGAGUUGCUCCAAGAAAGCAUCAUCGGGCUGGAAAGUUAUCAAAUCUGAAUGCCAAGAAUAUCACCUUGACCCAUUUCGUACAACGGCUUCGUGAUAAGGAGUUAGUGUUGGAUUAUCAAAUGUUGACAGCUCCAUUUGUACAAAAUGGUGCUGUAAAUAUGAUGUCAAAGGGAGAAAUCUCAUAUCGAGGUCAAGGUGGAACUCCCUUCUUUCCACCAAAUGUUAGAAUUCCACCUCCACAUGGAGUUCAUAUGAUUGAAUUCUAUGCAAGUGAUUAUCUGGCUAAUUCAAUGUUGUAUCAUUCAUAUCGUCAAAAGUUCCUUGACGUCACAGUUGGACCCGAAAGUUCUCCACAGCUUCAAGGACUUUUGCUUACAAGUUGUGGUCCUGCUGGUUUCUGUCUUGGAGAGUUCCUUGGUACACUUGGAGAACAAUUCCCGGAUAGACAAGUUGAAAUUGAAUUUUUCGCAAAGAAAGCUCCACUAAUUGUGUUCAUUGAUGAUAGGUCUCGGUUUAGACUCCAUGGAGGUCUUAAUAUGUACGUAAGACCUUCGAAGCCAAAUCAAGUUAAACAGCAGAUCCUAAAAGCUGACACGACAAUGACUGCAAACGUAAACUUGUGGAUCAAUGGAUCAAUUAUUGUUGGAAACUCAACGAUUGAAAAUUUGGAUUUUAAGCUCCUUGAAACAAAAAUCAACGAUGUCGACCAAGAUUCAUUUUCCGACUUGGGAUUAUUUGGUGCUGAAUUUUUAGAGAAGCUUCUCACUGAAAUUCUUCAAAUGGGAAUUGCUCUGCCAACCAUGCAAGGUGUAAUUCUGAAGAGUCCAAAAUUAACUUUCCACGAUCGUUAUCUGAAAGUUUCAACAUAUUUCAAACUUGACGAGGAAUACGCAGGAAGUCUUGUCAGAGGAGCUGUUGGAAAAACGUUACGUGGACCAUUGUGAUGAAUGACAAAGUUACCAAAAAACAGAAAUAUCGAUAUUUAGUUACCGGUUUAUAUGUACAUUUCGAGAAAAGAAUACUGAUGAAUAUAUAAUAAAUAAGUUAUUAUCUG
Caenorhabditis elegans is the source of this 1801-nucleotide messenger RNA. It is a transcript of the gene F01G10.10, whose product is annotated as BPI2 domain-containing protein. The coding region runs from base 3 to 1691 and encodes 562 amino acids. The transcript is spliced from 13 exons. Gene Ontology annotation, molecular function: lipid binding. The record is from RefSeq and is marked reviewed. NCBI's taxonomy places the organism in Eukaryota, Metazoa, Nematoda, Chromadorea, Rhabditida, Rhabditidae.